AUAAGCAUUUCAGUUGGUAUCCUAAAGAGAGUGAUCUCUCUUACGAGCAACAAAAGUUUAUCUGUAUAAACUUAGUCUUAUGAAUUCACAAUUGAUAUCAGCUGUAAACAAAUGUGGCAUUGAGUUGACAAUUAAAAAUAGUGAGCAAUAAUUUUACAAUAAUGAAGAUUUCACGUUUCAAAAAGGCACAUAAAACGUUAUCAUUUUUUGCAACAAAUUUUGAAUACCGAGAGCCAUACCAGAUUUUAAUAGAUGCCACUUUUUGCCAGUUAGCCCUACAAAAUAAAGUUAUAAUCGAAGAACAAAUUAAAAAAUAUUUUCAGUCAACUAUAAAAUUAAUAACUACUCAAUGUGUAAUACUGGAAGCGGAAUCUCUGGGAAGUCCACUGGCUGGAGCUACUAUGAUUGUGAAACAAUUUCAUGUGCACAAAUGUGGCCACGAAGGUGCACCUGUACCAGCUUCACAAUGUAUUAAGUCAAUGACAAAAGGUGGGCGUUACAUCGUGGCCUCACAGGACCGUAGUUUACAAACUAGCCUUAGAAAAGUGCCCGGUAGAAUACUGUUGUAUUUGCACAAAGCUACACCCGUUUUAGAAGAGCCCUCCGAAGCAUCCAAAAAAUAUGUUUCCAAAAAAUAUCAGAAAAGCCUAACCAGUGGCCUCGAAAAUCAUGUAGAAAAUUUAAAGCAAAUACAGAUUUUACAAAAUGAAAAAAUGGAUAAUCGAAUCAAACAGCGAAGAGGACCAAAAAAUCCAAACCCACUUUCAUGUAAAAAGAGCACGAAGCAAAAAGGUAAAACACAAAACAAAAUAAUUUCAAAAGAAAAUAAAUUGAGAGGAUCAAGUAAAGUGCAAAUGAAGAAAAAACGUAAGCGUAUAAAAACAACAAAUCGUAUUAACUCAACAUAGCGAUAUAAAAAUAUUUAAUAAAUUGCUACCGUAUAUCGUACAUUUGUACUCAAAAUUA
Molecule: messenger RNA, 966 nt
Organism: Zeugodacus cucurbitae (melon fly)
Lineage: Eukaryota; Metazoa; Arthropoda; Insecta; Diptera; Tephritidae
Product: rRNA-processing protein UTP23 homolog
Exons: 4
Coding region: 162-908 (248 amino acids)
Cellular component (GO): small-subunit processome; nucleolus
Molecular function (GO): small ribosomal subunit rRNA binding
Source: RefSeq, a predicted model, not a curated record